CUUUUUUUUUAUUUCGAACGAACGAUUUGACUGCGGCGACGACCACAAAAUUUUCUGCUCCCGUCGGAGAAGUAGGAUUACAGUAAAAAAAGAUUAGCUGCUGCCAGACUAAGUUCCCUGGUAUCGAGUUUCUGUGCCGCGGAGCAACGAUGGCAUCGUUAAUCUUGGUAAACAGUUUCCAGUUGGCCAAACAACAAUCGGGAGCGCUUGGCGUUGUUUGCUUGAGGGCCAACUACAGCACCGAGGAACCCCGGAAGCUGAAGACGACUAACUUGGCUAGUCUGAAACGCGGUACCGGUGGACGUUCGAGUUUCAAUGGCGUUGUGGCUACCGUUUUUGGCAGCACCGGCUUCCUGGGACGCUACGUCUGUAACAAACUGGGCAAAACUGGUUCCCAGCUGAUCAUUCCCUAUCGGGCGGACCACUACGAAGCGAUCCGGCUGAAACUGGUCGGCGAUUUGGGACAGGUAUUGUUCCACCCGUACCACCUGAUGGACGAAGAUUCGAUUCGAAAGGCCGUCAAGUACUCGAACGUCGUCAUCAACCUGGUCGGGCGAGAUUGGGAGACCAAGAACUUUACCUUCCAGGAUGUGCAUGUGGAUGGUGCCCGCCGAUUGGCCCGUAUUGCCCGGGAAGCCGGAGUGGAAAAGUUCAUCCACGUUUCGAGCUUGAACGCAUCGGCCAACCCGGAACCGAUUCUGACCAAGGAGGGCAGUAAAUUUCUGAAGAGCAAAUUCUACGGAGAAUGUGCCGUCCGGGAGGAAUUCCCGGAUGCCAUCAUUUUCCGUCCGUCGGACGUUUACGGCCAGGAAGAUCGGUUCUUGCGCUACUAUGCCCACGUCUGGCGUAGAUCUUUCCGAGGAAUGCCGCUGUGGUACAAAGGAGAGCGCACAUACAAGCAGCCGGUUUACUGCUCGGAUCUGGCCCAAGGUAUUGUGAAUGCCAUCAAGGAUUCCGAUGCUCAGGGACAAAUCUAUCAAGCAGUGGGUCCCCGUCGUUACCAGCUUGCUGAGCUGGUCGAUUGGUUCCACCGGGUGAUGCGCAAGGACGAGAAGUGGUGGGGAUAUUUACGGUACGAUCUGCGUUAUGACCCGACAUUUAUGAUGAAGGUAUAUUUGACUGAAUUCCUGUGCCCGUCUUUCCCGGUCGGAGACUUGCAUUCAGAACGAGUUGAACGCGAGUACGUGACCGAUGAUGUUAAGAAAGGUGUCAAGACGCUUGAAGAUUUGGGCGUCCAGCUGACCAUGAUGGAAGAUCAGGUUCCAUGGGAGCUGAAACCAUACCGUGCUGCGUUGUACUACGAUGCUGAGUUGGGUGAGUUCGAGAAGCCGGCACCACCACAGUUUGUGCACUAAAAUCCGGGAUACCUUAGGAGAAUUGUAAGUCAAAGACGAUUGUUCUAUGUAUCCGUUGUAUAAUUAAAAUCAUUCAAAAAAAAUAGCUCAAA
Molecule: messenger RNA, 1447 nt
Organism: Uranotaenia lowii
Lineage: Eukaryota; Metazoa; Arthropoda; Insecta; Diptera; Culicidae
Gene: ND-39
Product: NADH dehydrogenase [ubiquinone] 1 alpha subcomplex subunit 9, mitochondrial
Exons: 4
Coding region: 150-1355 (401 amino acids)
Cellular component (GO): mitochondrion
Molecular function (GO): protein-containing complex binding
Source: RefSeq, a predicted model, not a curated record